This is a messenger RNA of Thrips palmi, 1200 nucleotides long. Its product is annotated as histone H3.3A. The record is from RefSeq and is a predicted model, not a curated record. The transcript has 4 exons. Gene Ontology annotation, molecular function: structural constituent of chromatin; protein heterodimerization activity; DNA binding. NCBI's taxonomy places the organism in Eukaryota, Metazoa, Arthropoda, Insecta, Thysanoptera, Thripidae. The coding region runs from base 161 to 571 and encodes 136 amino acids. Gene Ontology annotation, cellular component: nucleosome.
GGCGUGCGGCGACCAAUGGGAGACGAGCUUAUUUUGACCAAUCAGAGCAGAGCAGCCUGGAAGUGACGCCGUGCUGCUUGGAUCUUGGAGAAUCAAGCAUUCGUUGUGUCGCUGUUUUCUAUUCCUUUUCGCAGUUUGUUCCUUGCCGAUCUGAGUCGCAAUGGCACGUACUAAGCAGACCGCCCGUAAAUCCACCGGAGGAAAGGCUCCUCGUAAGCAGCUGGCUACCAAGGCUGCUCGUAAGAGCGCCCCAUCCACCGGAGGAGUGAAGAAGCCUCACCGUUACAGGCCCGGUACUGUUGCCCUCCGAGAAAUCAGGCGUUACCAGAAGUCAACUGAGUUGCUGAUCCGCAAGUUGCCUUUCCAGCGACUUGUUCGUGAAAUUGCGCAGGACUUCAAAACUGAUCUCCGUUUCCAGAGUGCUGCCAUUGGUGCCCUCCAGGAAGCCAGUGAGGCCUACUUGGUCGGCUUGUUUGAAGAUACUAACUUGUGCGCCAUUCACGCCAAGCGUGUGACCAUCAUGCCGAAAGAUAUUCAGCUGGCGCGGCGAAUUCGUGGUGAACGUGCUUAAGUCACUGGCAGCUGUUUUUUUAUUUGUUUUUAUAUCACCUUUUGGGAUGAUUAUUGUCGACAGUGAAUGACAACUCCCGAGGACUCUGUCUUCUUAGCUAAAUCAGACAUCUACUUUCACUGCCAGGGAGUUGAGAUAGAGAAUGUCGAGGAUUUAUGAUGUUUGGUUUUUAAGACUGGAUUCAAUUCUUACCUUUCAGUGUGUAAUGUAGUGUGUGUUCAGUUAUAAGUGCUUCUGUGUCACCUUUAAACUGAGGCCAAUACAUGUAUUGUGCUUUGCCCAAUAACAUUGUUUUCAUUUUUGACAUGUUGAACCAAUCAAAUCCUGGUAAUUAAUUCUGAUCUGAAGUCCAUGACUGGCAAUGAGACUUAUAAGCAAUAUAACUUGUGGGCUAGUGUGCACAUGUAAAACUUAUUUGCUGUAGUCUUUGCACCCAUUUACCUAUUUGGGCAAAGGGCCUCUAUGAUUUGCAUUAUUAGCUGAUAGAAAUAUUUGGUCGUUCUAAUUGUAUCCUUUUAUUGUUUUAAGUUCUGUCAAACAUUUUGUACAGAAAUGUUAGUGGUGCAUUACACGUGUUGCACUAUUGUAACACUUUUUAUUUAAUUAAACUUAGGUUACCUUAUUCCAAA